This is a messenger RNA of Zonotrichia albicollis (white-throated sparrow), 4499 nucleotides long. RefSeq names its product chondroitin sulfate N-acetylgalactosaminyltransferase 1 (gene CSGALNACT1). Gene Ontology annotation, cellular component: Golgi cisterna membrane. NCBI's taxonomy places the organism in Eukaryota, Metazoa, Chordata, Aves, Passeriformes, Passerellidae. The record is from RefSeq and is a predicted model, not a curated record. Gene Ontology annotation, molecular function: glucuronosyl-N-acetylgalactosaminyl-proteoglycan 4-beta-N-acetylgalactosaminyltransferase activity.
GCCAAUUUAAAGCUUGUGGAUAUUUCUUCCCCCUCGGGGAAAGCUUAUGUGAGGAUUUUCUUUUUUAACAGUUCAUUCCGUGAAACCAUUUUUUUUCCUCCUUGUUUGCUGUUAGAAAAUGUUGGAGCUGAACAUAAGGCUUUCAUUGCAGAUUGCGAUCGAGAAAACUAAGGAAGGAUGUAGGCAUAUUGUUAAUGUCUCUAUUCAAGCUGUAUUUGAGAGAGCUGAACUGUGCAUGCCAGGUGAUCUGCAGUGGAGAAGAGCAUCAUUAUUAAAAGGCUCAGACGUUCCAUGCCAUUUGUGCUUCUGUGACUUGUAGUGCAGCUAACGGAGGCCAACAUUUUUAGUGCAUCCAUAGGAAGCGUCUCCACUACAGCCUUUCACCACACGAGAGACAGACUGAAGAUGUAGGCAGCUGACAAAUGUGAAAGCAAUGAAGAGGUGUUCUGAGGUGGACAGCACUUUUCAUAGUACACUCAUUUUCUGGGAAAGGCAUGAGAAGGGAGAUAAACAGGCAAUGGUUUUGGCAAGCUGAGAAGAAGCUGUAGCAGACCAAGAUGUUCCAAAGAAAUCACAUCAAAAAGGUCCUCAGGCUCCAUCAGCCACCAUCUGAUCAUAUUGCAACAACAUAGGUGUUGCCAUGAGGAUCAGGACGUGUCCUGUUUGCUUCACAACUUGUCUUUUGGUCCUGCUGAGUACACACCAGAGAGAGCUCCAUACAGAGGCAGAGAACACAUUUCAAGAGAGCUGACAAACCAGUUCCUGCACAUACAUGUAUCUGUGUAAGAGUACUCCAAGACCAGAGGCCUCUGUGGCACUGCAUGGAUAUAAGAACUGUUGCAUGUGUGGGGUUAGACUCUGCUUUUUUGAGAUAUGAUGCUCCGACGAGGAUUUAUUCUAUUUCUUCCCCGACUUAUAGGCCUGCUGGUGGUGGCCUGUUGCUCAGUGUCUAUUUUUUAUAUGUUGGCUUGCACACCCAAGGGUGACAACCAGCAGCUUGCCUUGCCCAGGGUGCACGGUCCAACUGUGAAGGAGGGAUAUGAAGCCAUUCUGCAAGAGCGAGAGGAGCAGCACCGCAAUUACAUCAUCAGCUUGAAGAAACAAAUUGCCCAGUUGAAAGCUGAGCUCCAGGGUAGGACCGAGCAGCUUAAGAACAUGCAGAACCAGUACCCAGACCCCUUGGACAUUCAGCUUGACCACAGUAAGCCAGAGAAGGCCCAGGCCAACCUGUUGGCCUUCCUGCGUUCCCAAGUAGACAAAGCAGAGGUGCACAGCGGUAUUAAGCUGUCCACAGAGUACGCGGCAGUGCCCUUUGAGAGCUUCACCCUCCAGAAGGUUUACCAGCUGGAGACAGGGCUGACACGGCACCCGGAGGAGAAGCCCGUAAGGAAGGACAAGCGAGAUGAGUUGAUAGAGGUGAUCGAGUUAGCAGUGGGGAGCCUGAACAAGCCAGACGGGGUCAGCAAAGCAAAACCCCGCCUAUACACAGCCUCCGACUUCGUGGAAGGGAUCUACCGUACAGAAAAAAAUAAAGGCACCUUGUAUGAGCUGACUUUCAAAGGAGAUGCAAAACAUCAGUUCAAGAAGAUUGUUUUAUUCCGGCCAUUUGGUCCUGUAAUGAAAGUGAAAAAUGAAAAUGUCAAUAUGGCUGACACACUUAUUAAUGUCAUUGUGCCGUUGGCCAAGAGAGCCAGCAAAUUUCGGCAAUUCAUGCAGAAUUUCAGGGAAAUGGGCAUUCAGCAGGAUGGAAGAAUUCACCUCACUGUAGUUUACUUUGGAAAGGAACAAAUGAAUGAAGUCAAAUCAAUACUUGAAAAUACCUCUAAGUCAGCCAACUUCAAGAACUUCACCUUCAUCCAGCUGAAUGAAGAGUUUUCCAGGGGCAAAGGGUUAGAUGUUGGUGCUCGAUUUUGGAAAGGAAACAAUGUUGUUCUCUUUUUUUGCGAUGUGGACAUAUACUUCACAGCCGAAUUCUUGAACUCCUGUAGACUGAACACACAGCCAGGGAAGAAGGUAUUUUAUCCUGUUCUCUUCAGCCAGUAUAACCCCAGUAUAAUUUAUGGUCACCAUGAUUCCAUACCAUCUUUAGAACAGCAGCUGAUUAUUAAAAAAGAAACUGGAUUUUGGAGAGACUUUGGUUUUGGGAUGACUUGCCAGUACAGAUCUGAUUUUAUCAACAUAGGUGGCUUUGACCUGGACAUUAAAGGCUGGGGUGGUGAAGAUGUGCAUCUGUACCGCAAGUACCUUCACAGCAACCUGAUGGUGAUCCGAACGCCUGUCAGGGGUCUCUUCCAUCUGUGGCAUGAAAAGCAGUGUCUGGACGAGCUGACUCCAGAGCAGUACAAAAUGUGCAUGCAGUCCAAGGCCAUGAAUGAGGCUUCCCAUGGCCAGCUUGGGAUGCUUGUUUUCAAGCAAGAGAUUGAGACACACCUACAAAAACAGAAAUUGAGCAGUAAGAAGAUGUGAAUCUAGAAAGGGAGGUUGAAAGCCUCUGAACUGGACUUAGGGGUGUUUUGGAAAAGAGGUUUUAACCAGAAAAGUUGGGAUGAGACUGAAAGAGGAUGGAGAUUCCAGCAGGAUGGCAGCAAAAGCAGAGGGAAAGCGUCUGUCCUCCCUACUUUUGUUUUUGUUCUAGAGAGGUUUUUAAGUACUCCACUAUCCUGACUGUUCAGCACUUGCUUCUGGGGAAGACUUGAACACUUGAUGAAAUUCAAGGUCACAUCAUAGAGACAAUGAACAUUAUAUGUUAUUAUGUGACCAGUGUGGUAUUCACACUAACAAAUGGAUGUGUAAGAUGUGUACAGUUAUUGAAAGGAUUUGAUCUUUUGGUGGGCCAAUAAUUAGGAGUUAUUUCCUACACCUAACUUGACAUAUCUAAAAAGGGCUAUUGUUUAACAAGUCCAGGGACUUCUGCUCUGAGGACAUCUGAUUGUUAACCAUGGUAAAGCUGGAGUAACCAAAAAUACUUUUUCUUUAAGGGGCUGGGAUGGGGGCACAGCAGCAGUGCAUUAACAGGCCAUUCCCAGUUAAUCCAGAGAAAGAGCUUUCUCAGAAAGUGCUUUCUAAACUUAAAGAGAAAAUCUUACUGGUCAAGUGUGAUGGUUGAAAAACCAUCAACUGGAGGGUACUGUUUGUUCUCCUCUGUGAACAGUGAGCCAAAAGCAAUGAGCCACAUCUGUAUCAUGUGAAUCACAUAGUGUAUUUCUGCUUUAGAAUGCUGUAUGUAUUUCAAGAUUUAUUUUUAAAUGAAAUUCAUUUGGCUUGAGAAUUAUUUUGCCAUACUUCAGGUUUUCUACUUCUAGCCUUAGUAGGAAAUAGUAAACCUUCCAAUGCUUGGAAAACGCUCUGCAGAUCUGUGUUCCUGUGGAUGGGAACUGGAAUAGAUAAGUGAUUUUUCUACACAACCUGGGCACUGGAAGGCAGAAGCUUUAUCAUGCUGAAGAAAACAAAAUACAUAUCAACUUGCAGUACUGAUUUAGCAGGAGGCUUUAAACUCCAAAUGCCAGAUACCAACAGUGAUGAACAUUUUCUGAUUUUAUGCCAAAGUAUUUCUUCUAAACCAAAUACAGAGUCUUGCCCAGGGUAUAAAAAGCUUUCUGUAAUUAACAAAAUAAAUUUUUGUGAUGGACUAGUGGACCCUGCAAAUUCUCUUAUGAUAAUUAUAGGUACUAAUUGUAAAAAUUAGUAAUUUUCUUGAUAGUUUUUGUUGCAAUUGCCUAAAACUGUUGAAAGUUUGAGUUACUGCUCUUAUAAAGCAUUUUAUUUUAAUGCUGACUGCUAUUUACAGUUUUAAUAUAUACUAGCCAACAAAAACUGCACAGGCUUGUAAAUCCCAUUUGCUUACCUAAAUGCUAUUUCUCUGAGCAGCCUCUGUUUUUUGGAUUCAGAUUAAUUCAAGGCAGUCUGAACCAGAUUCUAAUUUGGUUUUUGGCUUGUAAAAGCUGGGGGAAAGAAAGGUAGCACUGAACAAUGAAUGAGCUACUCUUUGUUGUGCAGCUGUGCAGUAGGAAGAGUGCUCUUUUGAAAGCACUGCACGCAGGUUCUGCAGACAGAGACCAUGCUGCUAUAAGUAUCUUUUCCUUGGACAGGUUUAUAUGUGUUUGACUUUUACUGGUGCAAAGGAUCUGCAUUGCACUCACCUUGUAAAUCACCAAGUAUCCAAAACACUGCAAAAAUAAAAAAGAAUAGAAACUUCUUAUUCUUCAAAACCUCAACCCCAAAAUACAUCACUUACCAUAGAAACUUCAGUAAUCACUCAAGUAGAUCCUCCAAAGGACUGCUUUGUUCCCAGAACACGUGAUAAAUUAUUUAUAAAGGGCUUUGUGUUGAUGAAGUAACUUUACAAACAUUAUGCAAUAGGAGGAGACAGGUAUGACUUGUUGAGUGCAUAUCAAAGUGUGGUUAUGCAGCUGGUCCAAAGCAAAAGUUGUUCCUACAGUCCCACUUAAACCUGAAUUUGAAACUGGGUGUUGUACACUAUUAAAGUUUUGUAAUCAUGA